Messenger RNA from Acaromyces ingoldii, 1843 nucleotides. RefSeq names its product DUF580-domain-containing protein. Gene Ontology annotation, biological process: transmembrane transport. Gene Ontology annotation, molecular function: transmembrane transporter activity. NCBI's taxonomy places the organism in Eukaryota, Fungi, Basidiomycota, Exobasidiomycetes, Exobasidiales, Cryptobasidiaceae. Gene Ontology annotation, cellular component: plasma membrane. The coding region runs from base 118 to 1689 and encodes 523 amino acids. The record is from RefSeq and is a predicted model, not a curated record. The transcript has 6 exons.
CGGAAAAAAACCUGGGCUGCCUGCCUGCCCCCUUUUCGCCCCCUCGGGGCUCUCGCUUCCUGACCAUUGCCAUCACAUCACAUCCUUGCACGCCCGCUCCCUCGCUCGCAGCCCAUCAUGUCGCACAACUACAAGAUGGAGCAACCAGGCUCCUACCAGGGACAGGCACCCUACAAUGGCGGUCAGCAGCAGCAAUAUUACGACCAAUCUCAGUAUCCGCCUCCGCCCAAUGGCACUGGCUAUGGGCAGGCCUAUCCACCCUCGGGCGACUACAAGAUGCCCCUGGCACCCGAUGGCUAUCAGGGUGAACGCUUCGAGCCGCAGAAGCCCAAGUUCCAAGAUAUCCCCUUUGCCAUCCUGUUUAUCCUCGUCUUUGGAGGUUUCGUCGCAACGAGCGUCAUUGCCCUGCGAGGCUUCAGUGCUAAGGCAUCCGACACUGUCUCGACGUCCGGUGGCCUCGCGACGACGCUCAAUGGCCAAACGGCUGUCAUCCUCAUGUUCUCGGCAGCGAUAGCGCUCGUUCUGUCGCUUUUCUACAUCUUCCUCGUGCGCACGUUCACCAAGAUUAUCCUGGAGGUCUCGCUCGCCCUGAGUGUCAUCACUUCGGUCGCCUACUGCGUCUACCUCUGGGUCAAGGGCCAAACGGCCGGCGCCAUUGUCAUGACGAUUUUUGCGGUCAUCUCCGUCUUGGCCUACUGGUUCAUGCGCAAGCGCAUUCCUCUGGCCAAGAUCAUCCUCAAGAGCAUCAUCAGGGCGGCUGACGAAUACAAGUCGACGUACGUCUUGGCCCUCUUCUUCCUCAUCAUCCAGACGGCCUGGUCGGUCUGGACUGUCUGGACGCUCAUUGCCGUCUACCAACGGUUCACCCCGGGUGCUGCGGGCGCUGGCAGCUCUGCCAGCUCCUCCUCGCGAACGGGUCUCGUAGUGCUGGUCAUUUUUGCCUACUAUUGGACUUCGGAGCUGAUCAAGGCCUUGGCCUACACGAGCGUGUCUGGCGUUUUCGGAACGUGGUUCUACAAUGCUUCGCCAAACAAGGUCAAGGGCGCCGCCAUGAGCAGUCUGCGUCGCUGCCUCACGUACAGCUUUGGAUCUCUCUGCUUUGGCUCUCUGAUCCUGGCUGUUCUCGACAUUAUUCGCGCUAUUCUCCAGAUUGUGCAGCAACAGGAGUCGGCCAAUGGAGACAUGGUCGGCGCGGUCCUGGCAUGCAUCGCCGGCUGUCUUGUUGGCUGCAUUGACUGGGCCAUCACGUUCUUUAACAGACUCGCCUACACCAACAUCGCCUUGUACGGCAACUCGUUCGUGACAGCGUCCAAGGAGACCUGGCAGCUCGUCAAGCAGAAGGGUAUCGACGCGCUUAUCAACGACAGCCUCAUCAACACCGUUUGGACUUUUGGCAGCUAUGCCAUCGGCCUGGGAUGCGGAAUUUUCGCGUACGCCUACCUGAGCAUCUCCAACCCGGAGUACGUUCAGCAGGACGGAAGCUACUUUUCAGUCGUCAUUCUCUUCGCAGUCGGCCUGGGCCUCAACAUCGCCCUUGCGCUGGGUGCCGGGACAAUCGGGGCGGGUUGCACGACGAUGUUUGUGUGCCUAGCCGAGGACUCGCAGGUCGUUGCUCAGAAGGAUCCUGAGCUCUUCGAAGCACUGCGCAACGCCUACCCCCAAGUUGUCCACACCGUCGAUCACGCAUAAAGGAUCACACUUUGCCGAACUUUACCUCUUAUCCUCGUCUUCUUUCACCCUCGCCCUCACUUCGACCUAUAAAUGCUUUCUGCUCGCAAACCUCGAUACACCCCUUUCUUUCCUGUCUUUGUCGAAUAGAAAUCUAAUUGUCUGAUUUACAACC